AUGCAGGGUCAAAGCCUGCUCGGCCCGACUGGAGUUUCUUGUCCCAACAUUUGUCUCGAUACCAUCAACAUGUUCUCAUCAGCAUCCAGGCCGAUAUGUCGUCUCAGUCGAUCACUAUUCAGGGGGAAUUCACGUGCGUCAUUGGAUACCAGCAUCUUCAUUGCAACGCUCAACAAUGCCCUCUCAAGUUGUCAUCGGAAAUUAUCCCAAGCAGCCAGUGCAACUGAUAUCGAGGUUUCUAAACUGGCUAUCAGGACUACUGACACACCAAGAGCGAAAGUACCGGCAUCAGAACUAAAGUUUGGGCAAACGUUCACCGAUCACAUGUUGAUAGUCAAGUGGACACGACAGAAUGGAUGGAAAGCACCCGAAAUCAAGCCAUAUGGAAAUUUAGAGAUCGAUCCUUCCGCAUCGGUACUUCAAUAUGCUACCUGUUUGUUCGAGGGCAUGAAGGCUUACAAGUCCAGUGAUGGGAGGAUUCGUCUCUUCCGCCCUGAAAUGAACAUGAAGCGAAUGAAUCAGAGUGCUCGACGUUUGGCAUUUCCAAGUUUUGAAGGAGAACAUCUGCUAGAAUUGAUCAAAAAAUUAGUCAAAUUGGAUGGGGAUUGGGUUCCGACCGAAGCCGGUCAUUCAUUAUAUAUCCGCCCAACAAUAAUCGGAACAGGCGCGGGCUUAGGAGUGGGGCCGCCGACAGAACUAACUUUAUUCGUGAUUUGCUCGCCCGUCGGGCCAUACUACCGUACUGGAUUCAAACCAAUUUCCUUGCUCGCUAGCUCCAAGUACUGUCGGGCGUGGCCUGGUGGUUCUGGUGCUUUCAAGUUGGGGGCUAAUUAUCCAACUGGAUUUUUGCCUCAAAUGGAGGCUAACAGCGAUGGCUUUGAGCAAAUCCUUUGGCUUUUCGGAGACCAUGAUCACCUCACUGAAGUAGGAACGAUGAACUUAUUUGUUGCUCUUGAAGAUCAAUCUGGAAUGACAGAGCUAGUAACCCCACCGUUGGACGAUAAAAUUCUGCCAGGAGUGACCCGCUGUUCAGUGUUGGAACUACUCAGAAAUCACUUGGACGGUUCCCAGCGUCUAGAUGGUCUACCAACGAAGUUCAAACUAUCUGAGCGACCUAUCACCAUGAUCGAGAUGCUUGAAAGAUCGCAAUCGGGCCGUCUCAAAGAAGUUUUUGGCACAGGGACUGCUGCUAUAGUUUCAUCCGUUGAACGAAUCGGUUACAAGGGGAAAGAUAUACACGUUCCAGUUGGACCUGCCGGGUUGGGGCUCUUUGCGAAUGUUAUUCAACGUGAAAUCUUAGGGCGACAAACCGGCGAAAUUCCCAGUGAUUGGGCUGUAGUUAUUUAA
This is a messenger RNA of Puccinia triticina, 1347 nucleotides long. RefSeq lists its product as uncharacterized. Gene Ontology annotation, biological process: L-leucine biosynthetic process; L-valine biosynthetic process. The coding region runs from base 1 to 1347 and encodes 448 amino acids. The record is from RefSeq and is a predicted model, not a curated record. Gene Ontology annotation, cellular component: mitochondrion. The transcript is spliced from 5 exons. NCBI's taxonomy places the organism in Eukaryota, Fungi, Basidiomycota, Pucciniomycetes, Pucciniales, Pucciniaceae. Gene Ontology annotation, molecular function: branched-chain-amino-acid:2-oxoglutarate transaminase activity.